GCACUGUACGCGCACAUGUGUCAAUCAUUAAUUUUUUAAGUACAGGUGUAUAAAUGUACUCUGGAGUGGUACAGGUACAUUACUGCUUGCUGAAGACCUCUUUUUGCUCCUAAGAGAAGGUUAGUCAUGUCUGGAUUCGUUCCACUUGGUGCUAGACAAGAAGAUGAAGAAUCUCAAGAGGCACAGCCUACAAGAGCCAAGGUUGUUGGCUUGCUGAACGAAGCGCAGCUUUCUGGGAUGGCUUUAAACUGUUUGCAUAAGGUGAAAGAACUGAUACUAAAAAAAGACCCCAGCUUACUCGACAGUUUUCUGGAGGAGGUAAUAGCUUUCCAGGGAGAUCAGUCGGCGGAUGUGAGGAAAUUUGUGGUGGCUUUCAUGGAGGAUGCAUGCAAAGCUGACUCUGGAAUGCUGGUGAGAGUAAUUCCUAUGCUCUCAUACAUGAUGGACGAUAACUCGGUGAAUGUCAUCAAAAGACUCCUUGUGUGCAUUGUGCAGCUCUACAAGAUAGCCCUAAUUCAUGUCUCUAAACUACGUGCUAUUGAAGAUGAGGUUCAAGACAUGUGGGAGUCUCUCCAAGAGCUCAAGUUAAGAGUAUGCGAUUUAUCAGAGUCUGAAAAUGAUGGUGUUCGGACUAUGGCUAUCAAGUUCAUGGAGGUGCUUAUCCUCUGCCAGACAAAGAAAGAUCCGCAUUCUGAACAGCCUACUAGAUCACAAGAGCUGGAUGUGUCUCUUGACAUUGUGUCCAUGGACCACCCCCUGUUGAAUCUGGCUGAGCUGCGUGAGGAGGCUGGUACCACUGUUGGCACUCUUCUCUCACUAGUCUCCUCGCCUUCCAUAUCAAGUGUGAACCUGAUGACUGCUGUUGGGUGUCUCGCAAAUAUUGCCAAACAACGGUCCAAGUACAUAAAUACUGUGCUGCAGUCCUUCGAACAUUUGCAUGCCAACCUUCCUCCUCAUUUUGCUACCUCUCAAAUCACCAGUGUGAGAAAACAGUUGAAGACCCAGUUGUUAAGCUUGUUAAAGUUACAGUCUUCAUUUGAGUGUAGGGGUCAACUAACAACCCUUCUAACCGAUCUAGGCUGUACUCAAGCUGAGAUAACAAAAAUCGCUCCCAAAAUGUCAUCUGAAAGACUGAAACGAGCCAGAGCGUCGUCAGUAAAAACGGUAGAUGAUGUUCCUAGUGCCAAGAGACAGAGACUGUCCACAAGGGGUCAGGAACGUGGUGGUGUGGAACCUCUUAGUAUCAGCCCGGCGGCACCUGACAAGGGGACUGCUCUCAUGGAGGCCAUUGACAUGACAGCAGCAGACCUGAGGCCAUUGCUCUCCCCUGAGGCAGUUACCGAGCUAGUGAUGACCAACAUGAAGUCUCUCCCCUUUAGACUGCCCAAGUCAUUUCUUAGCUCUUUCACACCCAUUGCUGCAGCAGGAACUAAUGCUCAGGUGACCCACCUAGCCAGAUUGCUGGCAUCUCAAAUGACCUCUGCUGGUUUAGGAAUAGGUGCUGAGGCCAAAGGCAUUAAACCACAACAGAGACAGCAUUCUCGGAGUCCUUCUCCGCUCCGUAGUUCUGGACCACGAGACCCUCGUAAGCACCGUGGAGAGGAGGGGGAGGGACAGAGAAAACGUAGGAAAACACGGGAAAGUGUUGAAGGAGACAAGUCUGUGGACGAAGACAAAAAACCUGAUUUCGAGACCAGCAUGGCAGAGCUGAAGUACCUUGGCAACCUACUGGGCAUGCCGAAUGUGACGGACCCCAUGUUUCCACUGGCAUACACUGCAUUCUUUGGUAUGGAUGCAAACAGACCAUUAGGACUCGAUCCAUUAUCAAAUUUGGUGACAAUUCCUUCUAAGCCAAAAGCGGAAGUUGUUGCAAAGCAGCCUGUGAAAAAAGAGAAGAGAAAGUCAACAACAGUAGCCCCUCAGAAACUGAAACGGAUUCGAAUGUUUGACCUGUCAACUGUAGUAAAGCCUCUCUCACUCAGUCUAAACAAAGAAAUGUCUAUUGCAACGUUCAAAAGGAUCCUAGAGGCUGAAAAUGUUCCUACCCAUGGUGCUGCAAGUCAGGCUCGAAUAAAGUUAAUCAUCAGCUUAGUCAGUCAGUUUGGUCAAGAGUUCAACACAACCCUGUUGGAGUUUAUUCUGGAUGAUCUACGCACCAACAUGGACCUGGCUAUAGCCUGGCUUUUCACAGAGUACAGCAUAUCUGAGGGAUACGUAAGUAGUGCUCAGAACAACUUCCAGUAUGAUGUGUGUUUCACUGGACUGCUGCUGGGAGCUAAGGAAAAGCUAGGUCCAAAAGACAGGCUGUUCACAAGAUUGGUGUUGGAGGCACCUAAAAUUACAAAAAAUGCUCUUGAUAUCAUCAAGUCGUACUGCAGGGAUGAGGAACGAGCAUUCCUAGGUGUGUCCACACUGAAGGAGUUGGUAAUGAAACGCCCUCAGGGGCCAGGGGGCGCUAAUGACUUCUUAGAGGCUCUGUUGGAGGUCACAAACAGUGAUAUUGAACUUGUAAGGGCUCAAACUCUACACUUUGUGAAGAAGUUGUACUCCAAGCCAGAGCUUUCCAUGAAGAUUGAGAGGUAUGCCCUUCACCAGCUUCAGUUUCUACUCAGUGACCACCCCACUUUUUUAGAGGAGAACAACUUGGAUGACAUUGGCUACGCUGCAACUGACUGGAGUGAGGACACUGUGAGGAUAUGCAUGAAUCUGUUUCUGUCUUUGUUGCCUCUCAAUCACAAGCUACUCAAAGAUUUGGCAAUUGUGUACACCAGUACUACAGCCACAGUGAAAAAGAUUAUCCAUAGCCACCUUGACCAGCCGUUGUCUCUGAUUGGUAUGGACUCACCUGAGCUUUUGCAGCUGGUGGAGAAAUGCCCCCCUGGUGGAGAGACCCUUAUUAUGAGGAUGCUUCACAUACUCACAGACUGUUCUCCUCCAUCCGCUGAACUGGUGCAGAGAGUGAGGGAGCUGUACCAAAGAAAUUCUUCAGAUGUUCGUUUCCUCAUACCUGUACUGCAUGGUCUAAAGAAGCAAGAGGUGAUAGCUGCCCUUCCAAAAUUUAUCAAGUUGAGUCCGGGUUUAGUGAAAAACAUCUUUGAGCGUCUCUUGGUUUCUUUCAAAGGAGACCAGGGUCACAGCAUUAGUCCUAUCUCACCCUCUGAGUUACUUAUUGCUCUACACAACAUUGAUUGCUCGAGUGACGACACUUUAAUGAAGGCUACUGUAAAAGCUACAAAUUUCUGCUUUCAAGAAAAGUCAGUGUACACACAGGAGGUGUUAGCAGUUGUCCUUCAGCAGUUGUUGGAACAAACUCCCAUACCCACUCUCUUCAUGAGAACAGUGCUGCAGAGUUUAGGGAUAUGUCCCAAAUUGAUCAACUUUGUCAUAACUAUUUUAGCGAAGCUCAUCAGCAAACAGGUAUGGAAGCAGCCUAAGGUGUGGCAAGGAUUUGUCAAAUGUUGUGAGGUCACCAAACCUCUCUCAUUUCAAGUAAUGCUUCAGCUCCCACAACACCAGCUGGAGAAUGUGCUUGAGAUGAGUCCUGGUUUAAGAGAUCCAAUGGUAUCAUAUGUGCAAAAUCUAACGCCACACCAGCGAGCUGUUAUACCAAAGACACUACUAGUUAUCGUUGAACAAGCAUGUACUGAGGAAGACGUAGGAAAAAUAUCUGCCAAAAAGAGCAAGGUAAGAAGAGAAUCAACUACAAAACAGAAACAACCUGUGAAAGAAAUUAACACUGAUCAAAACCUGGACGAAUCCAGUACAUCUGUCUAAGUGGGACUAUUAAUGAUUCAUGAAGUACAUUUUUUUGAUAAUUCUAUUUGCUUCCUUGGGAAUGAUUAUUUUGUUCUUAACUAAUUGUUAAUCCAUGCCAUAA
Molecule: messenger RNA, 3877 nt
Organism: Halichondria panicea
Lineage: Eukaryota; Metazoa; Porifera; Demospongiae; Suberitida; Halichondriidae
Product: symplekin-like
Exons: 44
Coding region: 127-3774 (1215 amino acids)
Cellular component (GO): mRNA cleavage and polyadenylation specificity factor complex
Source: RefSeq, a predicted model, not a curated record